Protopolystoma xenopodis is the source of this 2724-nucleotide messenger RNA. NCBI's taxonomy places the organism in Eukaryota, Metazoa, Platyhelminthes, Monogenea, Polystomatidea, Polystomatidae. The record is from the annotation of a GenBank genome assembly.
AUGAUCAACCGUCCUCCUUCCUGUACAUCAGUUUGUCCAUCGAAUGCAGCUAAGUCUCCGAUCGCCUUAUCAUAUUUGCCGUCAUCUGCCCCAUAUAUCCAACAAAGCUCCCUUCGGCCAUCAGAAGAGCACAUGCAAAUACAAUCAACCAGUACCCUAAUAGGGCCACCUUCACAGCUUGAUGCAGCUGCCCAACAGCCCCUUUUGCCAUUGACAACAUCCAUGUUUUCAAAGCCUACUUCUAAGAAUGAACGUCCACUGUGCAGGCCAGAAUGUAAAGCUCAUUUGCUCUCAACAGAUGAUUACGAAAUACCAAUUCAUGGCCAAACAGAUCCACAUCGUAGUAUGACUUUGCUUCCUUCUGAACAUAGACAUCCAAUGGUGAAUGCUUCUCUCUAUUCAGAUUCACCAGGCUCUAUUUUGGACAUUGCUACCAGCAAACAGCAACAUAAGUUUUCCACAAAUUUCUAUGCCCCGGUCCCUACCCUUCCAUCUAUUUCCCACUAUCCUCAUCCUCCUUCUCCAUAUUCAUCACAUUCGCCCCAUCUUUCUCAACCUUCCAAUUCCCCUAAUUCUCCCCAUCCUUCUCACUCUCCACACUCUAUUCUUCCUUCUCAUUCGCCUUUUUCUCAAAAGAAUUACCGUGGAUUGACACCGAAUCAACAUGGAAAAUAUGACAAUCUUCAAACGCAGUUUUCUCAACCUCACAUUUAUACAGAGAAGCUGCCCCGUGACUUAUGUCCAGCUAGCCGUCAGAAGCACACAUUUUACUCUCAACCUCCCCAUGACUACGUUACACCACCACCAGCAUUACCGAAUUCAGCAAAAAUGGUCAAAACUUCAUCGGCUUUAGAACCAAUUAUUCCAGUCAGCAGGAGUCUUGGUCAUGUGUAUGACACUCUCGAACAAAAACCAGUUUAUUCCAACCUGCGAGACACCCAUAUCCAUUCAAACAAACACUCGAGAGAUCACCAGCAUCCCUUCAUAGAGCAUAAUCAUGGAUCAGGCCCCAUUAAUGGGCCAAUAAAUAGUGGUAGGCAAGGCUCCUUAAACGCAGAUUCGGGAGUCAGAUCAAAUAGUCCACCACUUGACUUUGCUGAGGCAGUUACCACACUGGUUGAUCAAGUCAACAUGUUGGUGGAAAGGAACCGGCGGGAGCGCAUACUAGGCCGCAGCAUUAAGGACUCAGAACUUGACAGCAUGUCAGUCUAUCGGGCUAGAUUACGCCAGAAAACGCGAAUGCGCUAUCAUGCAGCCGCAGCUGCGAACUCGGCUGCCCGUCGUCUUCUCUCCAUCGAUCCAACACAGCAUCAAUACCAUCCAUUCUAUAGGUCAUUUGGCCAACAGAGCAGUAGCACUGGUGGGAAUUUCCACGCAUUCCCGCCUGCCGGCCGACCAUUGCAUCGUGGACAAAGUGGACUCAGCCGGAAGGUGGUCGGAAGUGGAGCGGCAGCUCUUUUGCGUGCCCCUGCUGACACCAGCUCGACAAGCACUUAUGAAGAAGCCUCUCUGCUCUCCACCGAUAAUUCGGCUCCUAGAACCGAACUCCUACAUGACGGCUUCGCUGCUAGACGCCGUGAUGCUGCUGAUCCCCAGGGUAUAUCCUCCGUUUGUACGGGAUCCGACCUAGCACAGCCUAGCGUGAGUACCUCAGCAACCAUUUGUACAGCAAGGUAUGCAAGCAACGGGAGAGGCUGUCGCUCUGUUAAGGGCGACCUCGCUAGCAUUGCCAACUCUUCAAUCUCAUCGCUAAAUCCGCCAACUGGCCUGUCCGGAGUGCCACUGGGCUAUAGCAUCCGGGCGGGUGAUGCUGAAAAUUUGAGUAGUCUUCCAGAAAUAACCUCCCGCAGUCUAACUGGAUCCCUUUCGUUAAUGAGCAUUUCUUCGAAUACACACCUUGAUGAUAAGAGAGGUACCCGUAAGUCACUGGAUUCUCUGGGCGAAAACUUGCCUUACAUCCCACCUGAAAAGACUCCCACUAAAGACAUGAACUCUCUCUCCUAUAAUAAGGGGUCGCUGCCUACCGGAUGUGUGCAUGAUGAUGUUCGCUACCCCCAGAAAUAUCUCCAGCCACAUUUGCGCCAUUCAAAUUAUCCCAUCCAAAGUAUCCCUUACGAACACUGCAAUUGUCAACACUCACAACAACCGAAUACUAGAACGCAUCGUCUCUCCUCGGAAAGCAUGGCUAGACCACAGCUACAAGGAUCAUUGCCUUCAAUCAACAGGGUCGAAGUCGACCCUCCAGAGUUUGGCCGAAAACGACUUAGAUCAGAUUUGAGCUGUUCUGACCAAGUUGAUGGAUCUACCAGGGCAUUUGGGUAUCACGAAAGCAGGCAAUACUGUGAACUGGCAGGUCCCCCUCGACACCCAGAAGGAGGCCAACUUAUUGGAGCAUCCCGGAGCCUGGUGAACGUGUGGAAUUGUCACGACGUCGAAACUCAACUUAAAUCAAGAGUUUCCGAUGGCACAGCCUUGGAUGAUAGAAACUUUCUUUAUGCUUGCCCUUCACAGAUGUCAGGAAGGGAACGAAUCGGAUGCGCGAGUUCUGACAAAUUGAUCUGCAAGCCAUUCAGGUCCGCUACGAGCUCAGAAAGUCUGGAACGAGAAAAUGUCGGUAAUGCGGCCAAAGUUCACGAGGAAGGCUCAACGUCAGUGGCAUUUUAUGCUAUUCCUCCACCACAGAAACCAUUCUACUCCCCAUAUUCAGCCCGUUCUAGCAGCUAA